GCGUUUCGGGCAAUACGGCGGCGGGGAGAGCAGGAGCUGACACUAAGUACUGGGGAUUGAACCCAGGGAUGCUUUUCCUCCACCUGCUGAGCUUCCUCCCUCUAAGUUACUGAGACUGGCCUCGAACUUGGUAUCCUCCUGCCUCAGCCUCCCAGGACACUUGAGUUAGCUUUAGCAGAAGAGAAAUGGAGGAGCCGUAGAACAUUAAGGAUGAAUUCAGGAAGACCUGAGACCAUGGAAAACUUGCCUGCUCUCUACACUAUUUUCCAAGGAGAGGUUGCCAUGGUGACAGACUAUGGAGCCUUUAUCAAAAUCCCAGGCUGUCGGAAGCAAGGUCUGGUCCAUCGAACUCACAUGUCCUCCUGUCGGGUGGACAAGCCUUCUGAGAUAGUAGAUGUCGGAGACAAAGUGUGGGUGAAACUGAUUGGCCGAGAGAUGAAAAAUGAUAGAAUAAAAGUAUCCCUCUCCAUGAAAGUUGUCAACCAAGGGACUGGGAAAGACCUCGAUCCCAACAACGUUAUCAUUGAGCAAGAAGAGAGGCGGAGGCGGUCCUUCCAGGAUUACACUGGACAGAAGAUCACCCUUGAGGCUGUGCUGAACACGACCUGCAAAAAGUGCGGCUGUAAAGGCCACUUUGCAAAAGAUUGCUUCAUGCAGCCAGGUGGGACCAGAUAUUCUCUGAUACCUGAUGAGGAAGAGGAGAAAGAAGAGACAAAGUCAGCAGAAUUUGAGAAACCUGAUCCUUUGAGGAAUUCUUCCCGGAAAAGAAAGAAGGAAAAGAAGAAAAAGAAACAUAGAGACAGGAAAUCGUCUGACUCUGACAGCUCAGACUCUGAGAGUGAUACGGGCAAGAAAGCAAAGCACACAUCAAAAGAUAGCAAGGCGGCGAAGAAGAAGAAAAAGAAGAAAAAGCAUAAGAAGAAGCACAAGGAAUGAGAGUAGAAAAGAGAGAUGGGGGUGGUUGAGAGAAUAAGGAACCAAGAGCUUUGUGCCUUGAAGCUCUGGCUCCUGAAAAGACUCAAUAGUGAGAAUAUGGCCUCCCACCCCACUGAGUUCCAUGGGAACGCAGCAAGCAGGUUUGGGAGUUCCAGGUCAAAAGCAGCUGCCUGAAUGAGUUUCUGUCCUUACUGCUCCUAAUCCCUUUGCAAGUGACCCUUGAGGCCCACCCAUUCAUUAACUUCCUUCAUUCAGCAGGAGGUCUAUUUACCCUCCCCAGCUGCCACUGCCAGAGCUCCUUUGUAGGAGUCCAGGCUAAAGCCACAGUACUGCUGUGGAGGUGAGUGCCUGGCUGUAUUUGAACAAUGACUGGCACCUUCCUGUUGGUCUUCUUGAACCAGGUGAUGGGGUAGUCUGUGCUGCAUAUGGGGGAGCACAGAGAAACUGGGAGCAGGAGGGAGAACAAGGUGAGAAGUGGUGCUCACUUUUUCCAUUCCCCAGUAUGGUUCUAUGCUAGAAGUGAUAGCCAGUGACAACAGCCAUAAAGCAGUUGUUUGCAGUUUGACUUAUGUAUGACAUUCCAACAGACCACUGAACCAGACACCUGAAGCCAAGAUCAUUGCUCUCCUUUCUAUUUACUACUGUAUGAGUUGGCUAGUUCCACUUCAGGACUCUGCUUAAAUUCCUGGCACUAAACGGAAAUGUGUUUGGUUUUAAACCUACUGAAACUUAUUAUUCUUAUAAUCCUUCUUCUUGGGUAACUUAACAGAUUUAUAGUCACUGAACCUGCAUUAGUUGACAGAAAAACAUUUAAUAUGUUCCCUUAGACUUUGGAGAGAAGCCCAGCCAAGGGCUGGUUACAGAGCUAGAAUCACUUGCAGGCCACAGCUUUCUUGAGGUCACUUAUAAACCCUUCUGUAAUGAUCAGAUGAUCUCUUUCCCCAGAGUUGAUUAGAGAACCAGUAAGACUUAUAACCUUGAGUACUAGCUUGGUGUAUAGAUGAGAGCUCAGCGGUCAUCUUGACCAGUGGUCAUCUCCUCCCACAAUAGCACUAGCCUAGAUCCUGUGAACCUACACCCUGGGAAGGGAGUAACCACAGCAUUCCACAAAGAGCCAGACCCAAAAGUACUCAAUGCACGAUGGGCCAGAGGUGACAGUUCAGUGGCCAACCCUCUAAUGACUGGAAUGGUAAUUUGACCAUUGACAGGGGCAAUGUCAAGGCAAGGUGUAGGUGCCUCUAUCAUUAUUAGUGUCCCUGAGACUGCCCAUUAUAGCUUCUCAUCCAGUGUUUGAUCUUAAGUGACCUUAAAGCAGUUAUUUCUGCUGACUGACACAUGGGGAAAGACUCCUAGAACCAUGGCACCAAAGGCAACUGGGUCAUCUUUGCUCUGCUUUAUUAACCUCAGAGCACUCUUUGGAUACAGUUUAAAAAACAAAACAAAACAAAACCACACAUACACAAUGGGAACUGGAACUGGAUUCAGGCUGGUGCCAUUUGACCUCAAAAGAAUUCCCCAAAGUAGAUUUAUACAAAAUGCCAGAGGAAAAAAUGAGGCAAUGUGGUGCUGAGUCCAGGGGUAGCCAGCUGGCAGAGGAGCAGUCAGUGACAGCGCUGGCAGGUCACGCCUCCUUCUCGUAAGUGCGAGUGCACACUGCACUGCCAUGGGUGAGCGUCUGGAAGGAAAGACAGAGUCAGGGGAAGGCCUGAGCAGCACUCUCUACUCAUCCUGAUAAUUGUCACCUGAGUACCUGCUCUGUGCCAGGCACUUUACAU
Messenger RNA from Sciurus carolinensis (gray squirrel), 2711 nucleotides. It is a transcript of the gene Zcchc17, whose product is annotated as zinc finger CCHC-type containing 17. The transcript is spliced from 9 exons. Gene Ontology annotation, biological process: RNA stabilization. Gene Ontology annotation, molecular function: RNA binding; zinc ion binding. The coding region runs from base 211 to 936 and encodes 241 amino acids. NCBI's taxonomy places the organism in Eukaryota, Metazoa, Chordata, Mammalia, Rodentia, Sciuridae. The record is from RefSeq and is a predicted model, not a curated record.